UCGUAGCUCAGCUCAGGUAGGUACCAGGUAGUUUACACCAUCUGGCAUCCACUUAUCCGGUCCAUGUACCAUUGUAUUGUUACCAAAAUACCAAAUGGUUACGGUUACAUUCAACCAAGAUCUUGUCUCACUCUCACUUAUUACGCCGCAAGAGCCUCAAUCCAGUCUGCAACCCCCGUACAAUUGUUAGGCCAUCUCAUAAUGCUUGCCGGUAGUUCCCGAGCUACGCAGUUCUACCUACGGGCGACAGCGUCGACGAACCUUGUCCGAGUCCCUCGUCCCGCGAUACGUCUCUACCGCACUCCGAUACCGUCACGAUUUCUUCCACUAUGCAAUUUUAGACUCUUCACUCUUUCGCAGCGACGCUUUGCCGAACCCCUCAAUAGUCAAGACUCCGCGACAACUCCAGUUCCUCCCGAACAACACACAUCCACCAAACAACAACAGCCUCCCCGUCGCCGCCGCCGAGGCGUAUUCUACUCCGCCGUUUUCCUACUCAUCGGCUUAUCACUCGGCACUCUUGUCCGCUUAUCCCUCGCGCCUCCUCCUCCGUACCCCCACGGCUCCCCUCAAGACGAAUACCACGUUUCCAAGAUCCGGGAGGAAGGGUCCGCCCUGCCGCUCGUGCGCAGGUUAUCUUCCGACCCGACUUGGAAGUCCUGGGAUGCCUACUCCGGCGCGCAAUCCUCGUCCAUAGUGCAAUCGCGUCUGACCACCGGGCCGCUGGGCGGGUCACACGGUCUUCCCUUCCAACGCGUGUUUCGCAACACCAAGACCAACGAAGUCAUAAGCGUCGUAUACCUCGGCGCCGCGACCUCCGGAUGGCCGGGCGUCGUGCACGGUGGGGCGUUGGCGACGCUACUAGACGAAAGCCUGGUCCGGUGCGCCGUCCUGCUGUUUCCCGCACGCACGGCCGUCACUGCUCGUCUCGAACUUCAGUAUCGCGCGCCUACCCUGACUUCUAGUUUCUAUCUUAUCCGCGCCCGGCCAAUGAUUGCCGAAGGAGAGGAUCUGUCUAAGGUCGAUCGGAAGAUGUGGGUCGAGGGUACAUUGGAGACACUUCACGGAAAGAUUUGCGUUGAGGCCAAGGCUUUAGCUGUUGUGCCCAAGGGCGUUAAACUAAAGCCCCUCGUUGAGGAAUUUUAAGACAAUGUCUGUAUUGAGCGAGUCCACAUAGACUUUUGGGGGGGAGGCUUUCAUAAGGAGAUCGCUGGCUUAUCCAACAUUUAUCGGCGUUUUGGCAUGACGAAUAAAUCAAAGACGAUACCAAAGCAUAGA
Daldinia caldariorum is the source of this 1278-nucleotide messenger RNA. Its product is annotated as HotDog domain-containing protein. NCBI's taxonomy places the organism in Eukaryota, Fungi, Ascomycota, Sordariomycetes, Xylariales, Hypoxylaceae. Bases 64 to 1146 code for a protein of 360 amino acids. The transcript has a single exon. The record is from RefSeq and is a predicted model, not a curated record.